This is a messenger RNA of Etheostoma cragini (Arkansas darter), 11919 nucleotides long. RefSeq lists its product as uncharacterized. Gene Ontology annotation, cellular component: myosin complex. The record is from RefSeq and is a predicted model, not a curated record. Gene Ontology annotation, molecular function: actin filament binding; ATP binding; cytoskeletal motor activity. NCBI's taxonomy places the organism in Eukaryota, Metazoa, Chordata, Actinopteri, Perciformes, Percidae. The transcript is spliced from 82 exons. Bases 121 to 11832 code for a protein of 3903 amino acids.
AAGGAGUCAGGACAGGAUGAAGCAGAGUGUGGUCAAAGAGCCUUGGAGGAGCCUUCAGCUUGUGGAUUGUGGAAUAUAUCAGAAUUUUGAAAGACAGUGGGUCAGAAGUAAACUGCCACCAUGAGUACGGACGCGGAGAUGGCCAUUUAUGGCAAAGCUGCCAUUUACCUCCGUAAGCCAGAAAGGGAGAGAAUUGAGGCUCAAAGUGCACCAUUUGAUGCCAAGACUGCCUGCUACGUGGCUGAUGUCAAGGAGCUGUACUUGAAGGCAAAAAUCCUCAAGAAAGAGGGUGACAAAGUCACUGUUGAAAUCCUGACCACUAAAGAGGAGAGGACAGUGAAAGAAUGUGACGUCCAUCCAAUGAACCCUCCCAAGUAUGACAAGAUUGAGGACAUGGCCAUGAUGACCCAUCUCAAUGAAGCCUCUGUGCUGUAUAACCUCAAAGAGCGUUAUGCAGCAUGGAUGAUCUACACCUACUCUGGAUUGUUCUGUGCCACUGUGAACCCCUACAAGUGGCUCCCAGUGUAUGAUGCUGAAUGUGUAAGUGCCUAUAGAGGCAAGAAGCGUAUGGAGGCUCCACCCCACAUCUUCUCUGUCUCUGACAACGCUUUUCAGUUCAUGCUUACUGAUAGGGAGAACCAGUCUGUCUUGAUCACUGGAGAAUCUGGUGCUGGAAAGACUGUGAACACCAAGCGUGUCAUCCAGUACUUUGCUACAAUCUCAGUUGGUGGACCGAAGAAGGACGACGCAAAGGGGUCACUGGAAGAUCAGAUUAUUGCAGCCAAUCCCCUGCUGGAGGCCUAUGGUAACGCCAAAACUAUUAGGAAUGACAACUCUUCUCGUUUUGGUAAAUUCAUCAGAAUCCAUUUCGGCGCAACUGGCAAACUGGCUAGUGCUGAUAUUGAGACAUAUCUGCUGGAGAAGUCUAGAGUGACAUACCAGCUUUCUGAUGAGAGAGGCUACCACAUCUUCUUCCAAAUGAUGACUGGCCACAAGCCAGAGCUGCUUGAUAUGGCGCUUAUCACCACCAACCCCUACGACUUCCCCAUGUGUAGCAUGGGUCAGAUCACUGUGGCCAGCAUUGAUGACAAAGUUGAGCUGGAAGCCACUGAUAAUGCCAUUGAUAUCCUGGGCUUCAGCAAUGAAGAGAAGGUGAGCAUCUACAAGUUAACUGGUGCUGUACUUCACCAUGGUAACAUGAAGUUCAAGCAGAAGCAGCGUGAGGAGCAGGCUGAGCCUGAUGGCACAGAGGAGGCUGACAAGGUUGCUUACUUGCUGGGUCUGAACUCCGCUGACAUGCUCAAGGCUCUGUGCUAUCCCAGAGUGAAGGUCGGAAAUGAGUAUGUCACCAAGGGACAGACUGUACCUCAGGUGAAUAAUGCAGUGACAGCCCUGGCCAAGGCUAUCUACGAGAGGAUGUUCUUGUGGAUGGUCGUUCGUAUUAACCAGAUGUUGGACACUAAACAAGCAAGGCAGUAUUACAUUGGUGUCCUGGAUAUUGCUGGUUUCGAAAUUUUUGACUUCAACACCUUGGAACAGCUGUGCAUCAACUUCACUAAUGAAAAACUGCAACAGUUUUUCAACCACACCAUGUUUGUCCUUGAGCAAGAGGAGUACAAGAAGGAGGGUAUUGUCUGGGAUUUCAUUGACUUUGGCAUGGACUUGGCUGCCUGCAUUGAGCUCAUUGAAAAGCCCAUGGGUAUCUUCUCCAUCCUUGAAGAGGAGUGCAUGUUCCCCAAGGCCACAGACACAUCCUUCAAGAACAAGCUGUAUGACCAGCAUCUUGGCAAAGCUAAAGCAUUUGAAAAGCCUAAGCCCGCCAAGAAAGGCAAGAUUGAGGCCCACUUCUCCCUGGUGCACUAUGCCGGUACCGUGGACUACAAUAUCACUGGCUGGCUGGACAAGAACAAGGAUCCACUGAAUGACUCCGUUGUUCAGCUCUACAUGAAAUCCUCAGUGAAAGUGCUGGCUAUCUGCUUCCCUCCUGUUGUUGAGGAAACUGGCAAGAAGGGAGGCAAGAAGAAGGGUGGUUCUAUGCAGACUGUAUCUUCACAGUUUAGGGAGAAUUUGGGCAAGCUGAUGACUAACUUGAGGAGCACCCAUCCUCACUUUGUGCGCUGCCUGAUUCCCAAUGAGUCAAAGACUCCAGGUCUGAUGGAGAACUUCCUGGUCAUCCACCAGCUCAGGUGUAACGGUGUGCUGGAGGGUAUCAGAAUCUGCAGAAAAGGUUUCCCCAGCAGAAUCCUCUAUGCAGACUUCAAGCAGAGGUACAAGGUGCUGAAUGCCAGUGUCAUCCCCGAGGGCCAGUUCAUUGACAACAAGAAGGCUUCAGAGAAGCUGCUUGGGUCAAUUGAUAUUAAUCAUGAUGAGUACAAAUUUGGACACACAAAGGUGUUCUUCAAGGCGGGUCUGCUGGGUGUCCUGGAGGAGAUGAGAGAUGAAAAACUGGCAACUCUUGUCACCAUGACUCAGGCUUUGUGCCGUGGUUACGUCAUGAGAAGAGAGUUUGUGAAGAUGAUGGAGAGAAGGGAAGCUAUAUAUACCAUCCAGUACAAUAUCCGCUCAUUCAUGAAUGUCAAACACUGGCCAUGGAUGAAGGUAUACUACAAGAUCAAGCCUCUGCUGAAGAGUGCUGAAACUGAGAAGGAGCUGGCAAAUAUGAAGGAAAACUAUGAAAAGAUGAAGACUGACUUGGCUGCUGCCCUGGCCAAGAAGAAGGAGCUGGAGGAGAAGAUGGUGUCCCUUCUGCAGGAAAAGAAUGACCUGCAGCUGCAAGUAGCAUCUGAAUCAGAGAAUCUGAAUGAUGCUGAAGAGAGAUGUGAGGGACUUAUCAAGAGCAAGAUUCAGAUGGAGGCCAAACUCAAAGAGAUAACUGAGAGACUGGAGGAUGAAGAGGAAAUCAAUGCUGAGCUCACUGCCAAGAAGAGAAAGCUGGAGGAUGAAUGCUCUGAGCUCAAGAAGGAUAUUGAUGACCUGGAGCUUACCUUGGCCAAAGUGGAAAAAGAGAAACAUGCCACAGAGAACAAGGUGAAGAACCUAACUGAGGAGAUGGCCUCUCAGGAUGAGAGCAUUGCUAAGCUGACCAAGGAAAAGAAAGCUCUUCAGGAGGCUCAUCAGCAGACUCUUGAUGACCUGCAGGCAGAGGAAGACAAAGUCAACACUCUGACCAAGGCCAAGACCAAGCUUGAGCAGCAAGUGGAUGAUCUUGAGGGUUCUCUGGAGCAAGAGAAGAAGCUCCGUAUGGACCUUGAGAGAGCCAAGAGAAAGCUUGAGGGUGAUCUGAAACUGGCCCAGGAAUCCAUCAUGGAUCUUGAGAAUGACAAGCAGCAGUCUGAUGAGAAGAUCAAAAAGAAGGACUUUGAAAUCAGUCAGCUGCUUAGCAAGAUUGAAGAUGAGCAGUCACUGGGUGCUCAGCUUCAGAAGAAGAUCAAGGAGCUCCAGGCUCGUAUUGAAGAACUGGAGGAGGAGAUUGAGGCUGAGCGUGCUGCUCGUGCCAAGGUUGAGAAGCAAAGAGCUGACCUCUCCAGGGAACUUGAGGAGAUCAGUGAGAGGCUGGAGGAGGCCGGUGGAGCCACUGCUGCUCAGAUUGAGAUGAACAAGAAGCGUGAAGCCGAGUUCCAGAAGCUCCGUCGUGAUCUUGAGGAGUCCACUCUGCAGCAUGAAGCCACUGCUGCUGCUCUUCGCAAGAAGCAGGCUGACAGCGUUGCUGAGCUGGGAGAGCAGAUCGACAACCUUCAGCGUGUGAAGCAGAAGCUUGAGAAGGAAAAGAGUGAAUACAAGAUGGAGAUUGAUGACCUCUCCAGCAACAUGGAGAAUGUUGCUAAAGCAAAGGGAAAUCUUGAAAAGAUGUGCCGUACUCUUGAGGACCAACUUAGCGAACUGAAGACCAAGAAUGAUGAAAAUGUCCGUCAAAUCAAUGACACAAAUGCACAGAAAGCACGUCUCCUGACAGAAAAUGGCGAGUUCAGCCGUCAAGUUGAAGAGAAAGAAGCUCUUGUCUCCCAGCUGACCAGAGGCAAACAGGCAUUCACACAGCAGAUUGAGGAACUGAAAAGACAGAUUGAAGAGGAGGUUAAGGCCAAGAAUGCUCUUGCCCAUGGACUGCAAUCAGCCCGCCAUGACUGUGAUCUGCUGAGGGAGCAGUUUGAGGAGGAGCAAGAGGCCAAGGCUGAACUGCAGCGUGGAAUGUCCAAGGCCAACAGUGAGGUGGCUCAGUGGAGAACUAAGUAUGAAACUGAUGCUAUCCAGCGUACUGAGGAGCUUGAGGAAUCCAAAAAAAAGCUGGCUCAGCGUCUUCAGGAGGCUGAGGAGCAGAUUGAGGCAGUGAAUUCCAAGUGUGCUUCUCUUGAGAAAACCAAACAGAGACUCCAGAGUGAGGUGGAGGACCUCAUGAUUGAUGUGGAGAGGGCAAAUGGGCUGGCUGCCAACCUGGACAAGAAGCAGAGGAACUUUGACAAGGUGUUGGCAGAGUGGAAACAGAAGUUUGAGGAGGGUCAGGCAGAGCUCGAGGGAGCACAGAAGGAGACUCGUUCUCUCAGCACUGAGCUGUUCAAGAUGAAGAACUCUUAUGAGGAAUCUCUAGAUCAGCUGGAGACCAUGAAGCGUGAAAACAAGAACCUGCAGCAGGAGAUCUCAGAUCUGACUGAACAGAUUGGUGAGACUGGCAAGAGCAUCCAUGAGCUGGAGAAGUCCAAGAAGCAGGUGGAGACUGAGAAGGCUGAGAUCCAGACAGCUCUUGAGGAGGCUGAGGGAACUCUGGAACACGAGGAGUCUAAGAUCCUGCGUGUCCAGCUGGAGCUAAACCAGAUUAAGGGUGAAGUGGACAGGAAGCUGGCAGAAAAAGAUGAGGAGAUGGAGCAGAUCAAGAGGAACAGUCAGAGGGUGAUUGACUCCAUGCAGAGCACUUUGGAUUCUGAGGUCAGGAGCAGAAAUGAUGCCCUGAGAAUCAAGAAGAAGAUGGAGGGAGACCUGAAUGAGAUGGAGAUUCAGCUGAGCCAUGCCAAUCGCCAGGCUGCUGAGUCCCAGAAGCAGCUGAGGAAUGUGCAGGCGCAACUGAAGGAUGCACAAUUGCACCUUGAUGAUGCUAUCAGAGCACAGGAAGACUUUAAGGAACAAGCUGCUAUGGUGGAUCGCAGAAACGGUUUGAUGGUAGCUGAAAUUGAGGAACUUAGAGCUGCUCUGGAACAGACGGAAAGAAGUCGCAAAAUUGCUGAGCAGGAGCUGGUGGAUGCCAGUGAGCGUGUUGGACUCCUGCACUCUCAGAACACAAGCCUUCUGAACUCCAAGAAGAAGCUUGAGUCUGACCUGGUCCAGGUCCAGAGUGAAGUGGAUGACACUGUUCAGGAAGCAAGAAAUGCAGAGGAAAAGGCCAAGAAGGCCAUCACUGAUGCUGCAAUGAUGGCUGAAGAGCUGAAAAAGGAGCAGGAUACCAGCGCUCACCUGGAGAGGAUGAAGAAGAACCUGGAGGUUGCUGUUAAGGACCUGCAGCACCGCCUGGAUGAGGCUGAGAACCUGGCCAUGAAGGGUGGCAAGAAGCAGCUCCAGAAACUUGAGUCCAGGGUGCGUGAACUGGAGGCAGAGGUUGAGGCUGAGCAGAGACGUGGGGCAGAUGCCAUUAAGGGUGUCCGCAAAUAUGAGAGGAGGGUGAAAGAGCUCACCUAUCAGACUGAGGAGGACAAGAAAAACGUUAACAGGCUGCAGGAUCUGGUUGACAAAUUGCAGCUGAAGGUGAAGGCCUACAAGAGGCAGGCUGAGGAGGCGGAGGAGCAGGCCAACACUCAUCUGUCCAAGUGCAGGAAGGUGCAGCAUGAGCUGGAGGAGGCUGAGGAGCGUGCUGACAUCGCAGAGUCCCAGGUCAACAAGUUGAGAGCUAAGAGCCGUGACUCUGGCAAGGGAAAAGAGGCAGCUGAGCUUUUGCUGUGUCAUGAAAACCUGAUUCAAUAUAAAGGCUAUUUGUGGACACAGAGGGAUACCAAAGACCUAGGAGUUCCUGCUUGUGGAUUGGUGAAUACUGUUGACAGAGAGGAGACAUCAGCCGGCACUAUGAGUACAGAUGCAGAAAUGGCCAUUUAUGGCAAAGCUGCCAUUUACCUUCGAAAGCCAGAAAGGGAGAGACUUGAGGCUCAAAGUGCACCAUUUGACGCCAAGAGUGCCUGCUACGUCGCCGAUGUCAAGGAGCUGUACUUGAAGGCAAAAAUUCUCAAGAAAGAUGGUGGCAAAGUCACUGUUGAAGUCCUGGACACUAAGGAGGAGAGGACAGUGAAAGAAUCUGACAUCAAUCCAAUGAACCCUCCCAAGUAUGACAAAAUUGAGGACAUGGCCAUGAUGACCCAUCUCAAUGAAGCCUCUGUGCUGUAUAACCUCAAAGAGCGUUAUGCAGCAUGGAUGAUCUAUACCUACUCUGGGUUGUUCUGUGCCACUGUGAACCCCUACAAGUGGCUCCCAGUGUAUGAUUCUGAAUGUGUGGGUGCCUAUAGAGGCAAGAAGCGUAUGGAGGCUCCACCCCACAUCUUCUCUGUCUCUGACAACGCUUAUCAGUUCAUGCUUACUGAUAGGGAGAACCAGUCUGUCUUGAUCACUGGAGAAUCUGGGGCUGGAAAGACUGUGAACACCAAGCGUGUCAUCCAGUACUUUGCAACAAUCGCAGUUGGUGGACCAAAAAGGGACAUGUCAAAGGGGUCACUGGAGGAUCAGAUUAUUGCAGCCAAUCCCCUGCUGGAGGCCUAUGGUAACGCCAAAACUAUUAGGAAUGACAAUUCUUCUCGUUUUGGUAAAUUCAUCAGAAUCCAUUUUGGCACAACUGGCAAACUGGCUAGUGCUGAUAUUGAGACAUAUCUGUUGGAGAAGUCUAGAGUGACAUUCCAGCUUCCUGAUGAGAGAGGCUACCACAUCUUCUAUCAGAUGAUGACUGCACACAUACCUGAGCUGAUUGAUAUGGCACUCAUCACCACCAACCCCUAUGACUUCCCAAUGUGUAGCAUGGGUCAGAUCACUGUGGCCAGUAUUGAUGACAAAGUUGAGCUUGAAGCCACUGAUAACGCUAUUGAUAUCCUGGGCUUCAUAAAUGAAGAGAAGGUGAGCAUCUACAAGUUAACUGGUGCUGUGCUUCACCAUGGUAACAUGAAGUUCAAGCAGAAGCAGCGUGAGGAGCAGGCUGAGCCUGAUGGCACAGAGGAGGCUGACAAGGUUGCUUACUUGCUGGGUCUGAACUCUGCUGACAUGCUCAAGGCACUGUGCUAUCCCAGAGUGAAGGUCGGAAAUGAGUAUGUCACCAAGGGACAGACUGUACCUCAAGUGAUGAACUCAGUGACAGCCCUGGCCAAGGCUAUCUAUGAGAGGAUGUUCUUGUGGAUGGUCGUUCGUAUUAACCAGAUGUUGGACACUAAACAAGCAAGACAGUUCUACAUUGGUGUCCUGGAUAUUGCUGGCUUUGAAAUCUUUGACUUCAACACCUUGGAACAGCUGUGCAUCAACUUCACCAAUGAGAAACUGCAACAGUUUUUCAACCACACCAUGUUUGUCCUGGAGCAAGAGGAGUACAAGAAGGAGGGUAUUAUCUGGGAGUUCAUUGACUUUGGCAUGGACUUAGCUGCUUGCAUUGAGCUCAUUGAAAAGCCCAUGGGCAUCUUCUCCAUCCUUGAAGAGGAGUGUAUGUUCCCCAAGGCCACAGACACAUCCUUUAAGAACAAGCUGUAUGACCAGCAUCUUGGCAAAACUAAAGCAUUUGAGAAGCCUAAGCCCGCCAAAGGCAAGGCUGAGGCCCACUUCUCCUUGGUGCACUACGCCGGUACCGUGGACUACAAUAUCAAUGGCUGGCUGGAAAAGAACAAGGAUCCACUGAAUGACUCCGUCUGUCAGCUGUACCAGAAAUCCCCAGUGAAACUGCUUUCUAUCUGCUUUCCUCUUAUUGUUGAGGAUACUACCAAGAAAGGAGGCAAGAAGAAGGGUGGUUCUAUGCAGACUGUGUCAUCACAGUUUAGGGAGAACUUGGGCAAGCUGAUGACUAACUUGAGGAGCACACAUCCUCACUUUGUGCGCUGCCUGAUUCCCAAUGAGUCAAAGACUCCAGGUCUGAUGGAGAACUUCCUGGUCAUCCACCAGCUCAGGUGUAACGGUGUGCUGGAGGGUAUCAGAAUCUGCAGAAAAGGUUUCCCCAGCAGAAUCCUUUAUGCUGACUUCAAGCAGAGAUACAAGGUGCUGAAUGCCAGUGUUAUCCCCGAGGGCCAGUUCAUUGACAACAAGAAGGCUUCAGAGAAGCUGCUUGGGUCAAUUGAUGUUAAUCACGAAGAGUACAAAUUUGGACACACCAAGGUGUUCUUCAAGGCCGGUCUGCUGGGUGUCCUGGAGGAGAUGAGAGAUGAGAAACUGUCAUCUCUUGUCACCAUGACUCAGGCUUUGGCCCGUGGCUAUGUCAUGAGAAAGGAGUUUGUGAAGAUGACAGAGAGGAGGGAAGCCAUAUAUACCAUCCAGUACAAUAUCCGCUCAUUCAUGAAUGUCAAACACUGGCCAUGGAUGAAGGUGUACUACAAGAUCAAGCCUCUGCUGAAGACUGCUGAAACGGAGAAGGAGCUGGCAAAUAUGAAGGAGAAUUAUGAUAAGAUGAAGACUGACUUGGCUGCUGCCCUGGCCAAGAAGAAGGAACUGGAGGAGAAGAUGGUGUCCCUUCUGCAGGAGAAGAAUGACCUGCAGCUGCAAGUAGCAUCUGAAUCAGAGAAUCUGAAUGAUGCUGAAGAGAGAUGUGAGGGACUUAUCAAGAGUAAGAUUCAGAUGGAGGCCAAACUCAAAGAGACAAGUGAGCGGCUCGAGGAUGAGGAGGAAAUCAAUGCUGAGCUCACUGCCAAGAAGAGAAAGCUGGAGGAUGAAUGCUCUGAGCUCAAGAAGGAUAUUGAUGACCUGGAGCUUACCUUGGCCAAAGUGGAAAAAGAGAAACAUGCCACAGAGAACAAGGUGAAGAACCUGACCGAGGAGAUGGCCUCUCAGGAUGAGAGCAUUGCUAAGCUGACCAAGGAAAAGAAAGCCCUUCAGGAGGCUCAUCAGCAGACUCUUGAUGACCUGCAGGCAGAGGAAGACAAAGUCAACACUCUGACCAAGGCCAAGACCAAGCUUGAGCAGCAAGUGGAUGAUCUUGAGGGUUCUCUGGAGCAAGAGAAGAAGCUCCGUAUGGACCUUGAGAGAGCCAAGAGAAAGCUUGAGGGUGAUCUAAAACUGGCCCAGGAAUCCAUCAUGGAUCUUGAGAAUGAGAAGCAGCAGUCUGAUGAGAAGAUCAAAAAGAAGGACUUUGAAAUCAGUCAGCUCCUUAGCAAAGUUGAAGAUGAGCAGUCACUGGGUGCUCAGCUUCAGAAGAAGAUCAAGGAGCUCCAGGCUCGUAUUGAGGAACUGGAGGAGGAGAUUGAGGCUGAGCGUGCCGCUCGUGCUAAGGUUGAGAAGCAGAGAGCUGACCUCUCCAGGGAACUUGAGGAGAUCAGUGAGAGGCUGGAGGAGGCCGGUGGAGCCACUGCUGCUCAGAUUGAGAUGAACAAGAAACGUGAAGCCGAGUUCCAGAAGCUCCGUCGUGAUCUUGAGGAGUCCACUCUGCAGCAUGAAGCCACUGCUGCUGCUCUUCGCAAGAAGCAGGCUGACAGCGUUGCUGAGCUGGGAGAGCAGAUCGACAACCUCCAGCGUGUAAAGCAGAAGCUUGAGAAGGAAAAGAGUGAAUACAAGAUGGAGAUUGAUGACCUCUCCAGCAACAUGGAGAAUGUUGCUAAAGCAAAGGGAAAUCUUGAAAAGAUGUGCCGUACUCUUGAGGACCAACUCAGCGAACUGAAGACCAAGAAUGAUGAAAAUGUCCGUCAAAUCAAUGACACAAGUGCACAGAGAGCACGUCUCCUGACAGAAAAUGGUGAGUUCAGCCGUCAAGUUGAAGAGAAAGAAGCUCUUGUCUCCCAGCUGACCAGAGGCAAACAGGCAUUUACACAGCAGAUUGAGGAGCUGAAAAGACAUAUUGAAGAGGAGGUUAAGGCCAAGAAUGCUCUUGCCCAUGGACUGCAAUCAGCACGCCAUGACUGUGAUCUGCUGAGGGAGCAGUUUGAGGAGGAGCAAGAGGCCAAGGCUGAACUGCAGCGUGGAAUGUCCAAAGCCAACAGUGAGGUGGCUCAGUGGAGAGCUAAGUAUGAAACUGAUGCUGUCCAGCGCACUGAGGAGCUUGAGGAAUCCAAGAAAAAGCUGGCUCAGCGUCUUCAGGAGGCUGAGGAGCAGAUUGAGGCUGUGAAUUCCAAGUGCGCUUCUCUUGAGAAAACCAAACAGAGGCUCCAGAGUGAGGUGGAGGACCUCAUGAUUGAUGUGGAGAGGGCCAAUGGGCUGGCGGCCAACCUGGACAAGAAGCAGAGGAACUUUGACAAGGUGUUGGCAGAGUGGAAACAGAAGUAUGAGGAGGGUCAGGCAGAGCUCGAGGGAGCACAGAAGGAAACUCGUUCUCUCAGCACUGAGCUGUUCAAGAUGAAGAACUCUUAUGAGGAAUCUCUGGAUCAGCUGGAGACCAUGAAGCGUGAAAGCAAGAACUUGCAACAGGAGAUCUCCGAUCUGACUGAACAGAUUGGUGAGACUGGCAAGAGCAUCCAUGAGCUGGAGAAGUCCAAGAAGCAGGUGGAGACCGAAAAGACUGAGAUCCAGACAGCUCUCGAGGAGGCUGAGGGAACUCUGGAACAUGAGGAGUCUAAGAUCCUGCGUGUCCAGCUGGAGCUCAACCAGAUUAAGGGUGAAGUGGACAGGAAGCUGGCAGAGAAAGAUGAAGAGAUGGAGCAGAUCAAGAGGAACAGUCAGAGGGUGAUUGACUCCAUGCAGAGCAAUCUGGAUUCUGAGGUCAGGAGCAGGAACGAUGCCCUGAGAAUCAAGAAGAAGAUGGAGGGAGACCUGAAUGAGAUGGAGAUUCAGCUGAGCCAUGCCAAUCGCCAGGCUGCUGAGUCCCAGAAGCAGCUGAGGAAUGUGCAGGCGCAACUGAAGGAUGCACAACUGCACCUUGAUGAUGCUGUCAGAGCGCAGGAAGAGUUCAAAGAACAAGCUGCUAUGGUAGAUCGCAGAAACGGUCUGAUGGUAGCUGAAAUUGAGGAACUUAGAGCUGCUCUGGAACAGACGGAGAGAAGUCGCAAAACUGCUGAGCAGGAGUUGGUGGAUGCCAGUGAGCGUGUUGGACUUCUGCACUCUCAGAACACAAGCCUUCUGAACUCCAAGAAGAAGCUUGAGUCUGACCUGGUCCAGGUCCAGAGUGAAGUGGAUGACACUGUUCAGGAAGCAAGGAAUGCAGAGGAGAAGGCCAAGAAGGCCAUCACUGAUGCUGCUAUGAUGGCUGAGGAGCUGAAGAAGGAGCAAGAUACCAGCUCCCACCUGGAGAGGAUGAAGAAGAACCUGGAGGUCACUGUUAAAGACCUGCAGCACCGCCUGGAUGAGGCUGAGAACCUGGCCAUGAAGGGUGGCAAGAAGCAGCUCCAGAAACUUGAGUCCAGGGUGCGUGAACUGGAGGCAGAGGUUGAGGCUGAGCAGAGACGAGGAGGAGAUGCCAUUAAGGGUGUUCGUAAAUAUGAGAGGAGGGUGAAGGAGCUCACCUAUCAGACAGAGGAGGACAAGAAAAAUGUUACCAGGCUGCAGGAUCUAGUUGACAAGUUGCAGCUUAAAGUCAAGGCCUACAAGAGGCAGGCUGAGGAGGCGGAGGAGCAAGCCAACUCUCAUCUGUCCAAGUGCAGGAAGGUGCAGCAUGAGCUGGAGGAGGCUGAGGAGCGCGCUGACAUCGCAGAGUCCCAGGUCAACAAGCUGAGAGCCAAGAGCCGUGACUCUGGCAAGGGUAAAGAGGCAGCGGAAUAAAGAAAACAGCCUGAUCAGCUGUUCCUAAUCAUAUAAUAUGAUGCGAGAUGUGCUGUAAAAAUAAAUUGUUUCCUUGUCACAGUUAAA